Caenorhabditis auriculariae is the source of this 19723-nucleotide messenger RNA. Lineage: Eukaryota; Metazoa; Nematoda; Chromadorea; Rhabditida; Rhabditidae. The record is from the annotation of a GenBank genome assembly.
AUGGAGGAAGACAAUCACCACAUAAGAGAAGAUGAAGUCGAAGAGGUAAAUCAUAAGUUGAAAGUUAAUUUUUUUAAUUUUUUUCAAUUUCAGGUGAUAGAAAUCGACGAUGAACAAGAGGUUCAUUACGCGAGCGAUGAUGAGGAUCAGCAGAGUACCUCGAAGUGAGUUUUCAAAGAUUUGUAUCUCAACAGCAACGUUUUUGAACAAAAAAACAACAAGUAAAAUUUAAAAAUAUUUUAUUAAUGUUAGUUUUUUUGAAUUUCAGCGCCGGAAUGGACGUUCAGCAGGUGGUCGACGACUCAAUCUUGUCCCUACAGGCCCAUUCUCAAGACUGUUUCGCCAUCGCCAUGACGGCCGAACGUUGGCUCGCCACCGGCGGCGAAGACGACGUCGCCUUCAUUUUUGAUCGCGAUAUUUCUGGUUUCAAAUUCAAUUAUUUAUAUAUUUGAUGAGUUGAAAUGAUUCAGACUCGGACCCGGUGCUGAAAAUCGAGCACAAAGACUCGGUCACCUGCGUAAUGUACAAUAAUAGUGGAACUCUGCUAGCCACGGGUGAUAUGAGCGGCCGGAUCGUCGUGACCGAGUUGAGCACUUUGAAGCCAAGAGCCGAGGUGAUUUUUUCUAGCCUCAUUAUUGGGAUUUUUUUCAUUUUUUGUAUUUUUCUUUAUUGAUCAUUUUCCAUUCUUAUUAAACAAAGAUUUCGGACAAUUUUUUUAGUUUUAAUUUAUUUACACUAAGACAUUGGUAGCGUGAAACGGACGUCCUCUGAGCGAUUACGCUACUAAAGUUGUCACUAGAAUCGCCCAAAAACGUCAGUUUCGCGUUUCCAAUGUCGGAGACAGCACCUAAAACUAAGACCAUUUAUCGUUUAUUCUUUUAAUUUCAAACUGAAGUCUUAUUUUUGACAUUCAACUAUUUUUUUGUAUAACAUUUUUUUCUUUAAGAGCUAAAUAAUCUGAAGUCUGGUUUUUUUCAAUCAAUCCUAAAUUUUUCAUCAUUGCUCUCAUUAAUAAGAUACAGAGUUCUCAAUUUAUUGACUGAAUUUUCGUUUCAUUAGGCUUGAAAUUUUCAAAAAAAAAGGUUGACUCAAAUAUUUCUCCAAGUCAAUGUAGCGACUAUAUUGAUCAAUUAAAAAAAUUUCAAUUUUUCCAUUUCCCGUGAAUUUUUGAAGAUUUUUUUGUGAUAUACAACUUCAUAGCAUUUUUAGAGUUAUUUUUAUAUAUUUUGGUCUGAUUUUAGUCAAAUUUCAAUCAAUUAGUCUCCAAAUUUUGAAAAAUAGUAGUGUAUUUUGUUCUUUUUUGAAAGUUUUUAAAGCUUGACUGUAUUUAUAUGAUUCCUGUCAAUCUUGAUUUUAAAAUUCAGUUUCUCCUAACCCUUUUUGAUUUUUUCUGUAGCUUUCUCAACAAGUAACGAGUAUAUUUCUAUAAUUCUAUUCCUGAAUGCCUUCUAAUUUCGUCAAGUCCAAAUUAAUGAGAUUUUUAAAGACCGUAAUAAAGUUCUCACUGCUUCUGAUUCUUUGUUUCUUCAACUUUCCCUGUUUUUAUAUAUUUUUUUUCCAGAUCGACGAAUGCAGCGACUUGGAAUGGAUGCUUUGGCACGCGACGGCCGAUAUUCUAUUCGCUGGCGAUAAGGACGGAAUCCUGUGGAUGUGGCUAAUUGGAAACAAGGGAAUCGCCCAAUCAAAGGUACCUUUUUUCUUAUUUUUUUCGUUGAAAUUUAUUUUUAUCGCAGUCAAUUUUUCGUAUUUUCUCAUGAUUUCUGUCUUUUUUGGUUCACGGUACUUUGGUCCUCCUUAUUUGUUAUCUUUUUCUCAAACUGUUGGCUAGAAUUUUCCAUUUUGAUAGUGGGGAUCGUGUCUGUUGAUUGAAACGUGGAAUCAGGGUAUCAUGAGAGGGAAUUUUCCUUGGUUUUUGACAUUAUUUGAUGGUUUGAAGGGUCUGAAGAGCUUUGAUGUGUUGUUUGAGGGGAAAAAAGUCAGCUGAGAGGUUAGAAAUUACAUUUUGGGGUAGGAAACUAUCGAGGUCCUGACUAGUGUUCUGAGGGGUUAUUUGGUGAUUUUGAAUAGUUUUGGAGUUUCGAUUUGAAUGUACAUAUUUUUUAGAUUGCUAGAAAUGCUCCUUUCUGACCGUUUUUUGUUGGAUUAGAUUAAUUAGAUUAGAAGUAUUUUUAAAUUACCAUUUUGUUUUCAAGAUUUUCGUGCAAUUUUUCAAGGUUGAUUAUUGAAUUUGUAGUUUAAAAUGCAAGAAAGUUUCAUUUUCUGCAGCUUUUGAGGUUAUAAUUGACGUGAGAAACAAAAUUUUUGUGAUUUUCAAUUUUUUCAAUUUUUGCUCUUCUGUCGUUACAUGAAAUCGUUAAAAACUCCAUAGGGAGUUUAAAAUUUACUAUAAUGAAGUCCUUGCCGAGAGAGUUAGUUUUCCUAGCAACUUUACAACUCUCUCUCUCUCCGGGUUCAUAGUACAAUUUUACCCUUCUAUCAAACUUUUUUUUCACUUUCGAAUCAAAGUACCAUAGUCCAAUGUUUAUUUGGGCGUUUUGAAUUUGAAAAACACCUAGAAACUAGGCUAUCGGACUUGUUUUCCUCGCCUAUCGGACCUCCUGCUAUAAAAUAGGAAACAACACAUUUCGGUCCACAACAACAAGACCUAGAAAAAAGCAAAAGGGGAAAAAGAAGGAUUUACGAGCGACGUAGGGCCCGCAAAAUUCGCACGUCAAACAAAAGAAGUGCAGGACAACACAGAGGUUUUGUGUUGUCCGGCGGGGCUACGACGCCAGAAAAAAUCGUCCUUUCCAACAGAUUGAAAGAAAGAAUCGGACGAUUUUUCGAAGGGAAUUUGAAAUUGUAGAGAGAAAUAAUGAUGGGUUUUGCAAGGAGAGAGCAAUAUUUGGAGUUUCUUGGGGAUUUCAAUAUCAAAUUUGACUGUUAAAUAUGCUUUUUAUUUGCUUCUUUUUCAUUCAAAAAGUCUAUGUAUUUCGAUUUUUUUGAAGAAGGAUAUUAGAUAUUUUGCUUUUUUGGUGUGUUGAAACGAUGAAUUUUAUAUCAGAAAGUUCGUUUUUCUAUCAAUUUUUUGACACUUCUCGUUAAGGAUGAGGAUUUUUGAAUCUUUAUGGGAGCUCUUUAGGAGAUUUUUGGAUAGUCUUUUUUUUUACUGGUUUUCCUUACUUAUAGUGAAUCUAUGGAACAUAGGGACAAAAAAAUUUCAUUUUUGAAAAGUGUUUUUAUUCAACUUCUGAAUCGAAUUUUCGAGUUUUUUGAUUAAUUUCCUUUUCAAUUAAUUUUUCAGUAGAGAAUAGGGAUUUCCAUUAAAAAUAACACAUGACAGAAAUAAAAUUUUCCCAGCCGAUUCAGCCUUUUUUUGUUGUUUUUUGGUUGAAAUUUCCAAAUGAUUCACGCGGUUUCGCAUUAUGUUUUCCAUUGAGAGGCUCCCAAGAAAGUCAUAUUUCUCCGUCUUUUUCGAAAUUACAAUCCCAAUGAGUCAUCAUUCCGUGAUGAAAUUGCCUUGUUCUCGACCAUAUUUUGAAUUGAAAAGCAAUAUAACGCGAUUUGGGCGUUGCGAAAUCGGGGAAAUCCUCUUCAAAUUUUGUGUUUAUUUGCCAGUUUUUGAGGGCCGAAUUUCAGUGGUUUUUGAGGUCUUGGAGGUGAAAAAAAAGUCUUCAAGGAUGCAAAGUGACUUUGAAGUUGGGAUAAAUUUGAAUGGAUUUUGAGGAAGUUUGAAAUAUUCUUUAAAGUGCAUCAGGAGUAGUAGUCCAAUGAGUCCAUGUCUUUUUCAAUUGUGAAAAAGGAAAAUAUCAGAAGUGAAUAGCAUUUUUUGAAGCUCCCAAAUGAUUUUAUAUAACAUUAAAGAUUUGAAAAAGCAAAUUUUCGGCUCCUAGCCAACUUUGAGCUUCUAAACCAUUAAAAAACCAAGUUUUAAGAUUUGAUUCCAAGCUUGUUGUGAACUUUGAAUGUAGACAAUCUAAAUAUCAUGACUUUUAGUUUCAUUAGGCUCAAAAACCAGUUUUUCAUUAAAAUAUUCCGUGUAUCAGUUUCGAGGGGUUUAAAAUUAAAAUUUUUCUGGAAAAGGCCUAUUUUUGAGCAUUUUCGACCACUCCUCACAGAUUAGGGAGCUUGAAAAUCCCCUUCAAAAAUCCAAAAAGUGGGAAACUUACAAAUUUUUGUAUUAUCCGGGGCCUACAAAACUAGAAAAUAGCCUCCGGCGCCGCGCAAAUUGUGCGUCGGUGCGCAAAAGUUGUUUACGGCCGAUCAUUUCCGCGUACUCUGCUCCCUCUCCAUUUCCCAUAUCCUUCGUCAAACAUGACUUCUCUACUCCCUCUCUUCCAAAUGAUGACCCACCGACCCGGACACAACGACAUCGCCGUCAACGACGACGGCGACGAGAGAUUUGCAAAAUAUCCCUCAGAGAGAGAAGGAGAGAGAGAUUCCCAGUAAACAACCGGCCCCUUGAGCAAGAAUAGAAAUGGAAAAUAAUUGAUAGGUUUUUGCGCCGGCGUCUGAUAAUUGGGUGGGAAAAUGUCAGCAACCACGGCUCUUUGUAGUUUUGGUCUCGGGUUGAUCAAAGUCCAUUUUUUUCACAGUUUUGGGAAUACUGAACUUAUAGUGAUAACUGAUUUUGGCUGGUCUGGAACCUAUUUUCACGGAUUUUGGACUCAAUAACUUGCUGGGAAACUUCUAGUGGCCACUAUAGAGCCUCCGCAAGGACUACUUGAAGAGGACACAAAAGUGGCCACUGAAACCACCUCUAUAGAGGCCACUUUAAUAGUUUUAGUCAUCUAGUAGUACCACUUAGAAAGUCUAUAGUGGCCACUAAUUUUUAACCCCUAUAGUGACCACUAAUUUGACGACUAUAGUGGUCACUAAAACGUCAAAACCCUAUAGAGGCCACCAAAGUUUUUCCCCGGUAUGAGAAAGCGAUAAUUAGUGUCUAAUUUUUUUGAUAGAUUAAAGUUUGGAGCUGUAAUUGGUGGGGAACUGGAUUCAAAUUGCUGGAAAUCUAUCGUAACUGGUCUAAAUUGCCCAUUUUCGAAGCUUCUACAAGAUUUCGAAAAACCGGAUUUUUCGCCCUGUAAUAUUUGUGAAAAUCUUUUUUUUUCCUUCUGAACCAAUUUCGGCUCUCUCAGGGAAAUGCUUCAAUUCUCAAGUCUUUUUCCUUCAAAAUCCAAUUUUCAAGGCGUUCCAGCGAUCGAAAAACACUUCAGAACUUCAAUUUUUUUUUCCAAAGUGAUUCAUGUAGUUGUAAUUGUUGCCCAUCAACCUAAAUUUGCCGGAAAAAGAACCAGUUUCCAUGGUGGAUGAUUAUAAAGAGAGAAAAAUGGGUAUUUUGCAGCGAUUUCCGAUUUUUGAUCCCUUUUUUCGGGAAAAUUCUUGAUUGAAAGUAAAUUUAAGUUUUUUAUGGAUAGAUUGAGUGUCCAAAAAUAAAACUAGGUCCCCCGAAAAUUGCAACGGGGCGAGAAAUAAAAGGACCCCUCGUCAGUGUGCAGCUGGCAGCCUCAGCCGCAGAAACCUCAUUACGGCCGUUAUCAGCUGUCCUCCAAAUUGUCUGCGCCUCUCGCGUUUGCCUACACUCUAGCCGUUCUAACUUACUUCUCUGCCUGCUCACUUUUCUCGCGGUCAACGGAGAGAGAGAGAGAAAAGUGUAUGGCUUCUCUGGAGUCUCGUUUUCUCUUCGACUAGCUUCUCUGGGUUCUCUCCGUCUCGGUGGUUUAAAUUUGGAGAUUCGAGGGAUUUCCUACGCAAUUGGCAGUUUUAAAUGAUUGGAAAAUGGGAAAAUUCGAGGAAUCGUAAUAUUUCUCGAGACUUUUACAAGCUCUCGAUAAGAAAAUGGAAUGAUUUCUAGAUGGAUCUUUUAAACGAAUAAAAAAAUGGACAAUUCCAGGACUUUCCUACUCAAUUGGUAGUUUAGCAUAGAUGGAAACCGGAGAAUUUUGAAGAUUGAAUUUGAACAUCAAGUUUGUCACUUCGACUAGCUUUUCUGAGUUCUUUCAGUCCCUUUGAGGAUAAAUUUAGAAAUAAGAGUUUGUAUGGCUUCUCUGGCCUCUCACCUUUUCCUAGAGACUGUCAUUUUGGCCAGCUUCUCUGGGUUCUCUUUGAAAAAUUCAAAAAAUUCAAGAUCUUCUACGCAAUUAGUAUUUUUCAUGGAGUGGGAAAUGGAAAAAUUGAAGGAUUUGCUUGCCUUCCCUGGAUUCUCUCAUUUUCCUCAAGUAUUUCGCUUCGGCUACCUUCUCUGUGGUCUCUCAGCCUCUUCAAGGUGGUUUAAAUUUAGAGAGAGAGAGUGUGUCCUACGCAAUUGGUAUUUCAAAUGAAGUGGGAAAUGGGAAAAUUCGAGAAGUCUCUGUCCUCUCUUCGGUUUUCUGAGUCUAUCGCUUUAGCUAGCUUCUCUCGACGCUCUCCGCUUGUUCCUAAUUUGGAAACUGGGAGAGUUAUAGAGGAUUUUACGUGUCUAGCUCGAGAUUUUCAUUGUUGAUACCAAAUUUUCUGCACUUUGAAAGCUUCAAAGCAUGAAAAGUAUAUUCAAAUGGAAAUUUACUUCGAAAAAGACCAAUUUUUCUAGUUGGCUUGCCUAGAAGGGCAAUUUUACUGUUCGAAAAAAUAAAUUUUGGUCGAAAAAGAGACUUUUUCUGGCUUUGUAGAAACAUAAUUUUCCUUCUCAAACUAAUCCCAAAAAGGAAGUGAAGACAUGUUUUCAUGUUUCAUUGGUUUCUGAGUCACAGUCUCUUCCAAAAAAUUUUCCAAGAAACCCGAGAAUCUAUUCUUCUCUGUCCCUCUCUAGACACACAUGACGUCGACGUCUCCUUUCGCUCUAAUUGUGAUUUUGUUGGUUGGUUGGCCGCGACGGCGGCGGCGGACAGCGGGGGGAGCCGUGCGGGAGACUGAGAAGAAGGAAAACGAAAAGAAAAAGAGGCGAGGGACCAACCAAAAAAGAGAAGGAAAAAAAGAAGGGACGACGAAAUUGGGGCCGAUCUUUGUUGGAAGAAGAGCGAUUUGAGUGGUUUUCGAGGGGCUUGGAAGCGUUUUCCUUUUUGAGGCUGUUUUUUCAAGAUUUUUUUGGGCCUUGAACUUGAUUUGGAAAAAUUAAAUUGAGCAAAUGGAUCAGUGAGGAAGAAUUUCAGCUUUUAUUGCUAAAAAAAAAAUUUACAAUCGUUCUCAAACUUCAAAAGAACGAUUCCUCAUAAGAUUUUAUGUAAGGUUUUUCUUCAUUUAGAGACUUUAUUUUUUUAAGGGAUCAUUUUGGCUUGAAAAUGGCUCAGAAGUUUUGAAAAAGGGCUUUUGAGUGGAUUUUUCUCUUAUCAUGAAAGAGUUUUAAUGAGUUCUGAAAGAGCUAAAGAAGUUCAAAACUUGAAAAAUCUUAUUUAGUGGUUUCAACAAGUUUCGAACCUUGAUUUUGGUAGCCUCAAGUUGAUUCACUCUAUUUGUUUAUUUUUUUAAAAACUGUGACCUUAUCAGCUUUAGGACUUCAGUCCCAGUUUGAAAUCUGAACACCCAAAACUUGGAAAGUAUGUCAUUUCUCCACUGACAUUUUGCUUUAAAAUGCACGUGUAUCCAUUUCAAAAAGCGUCUGGAAAUCGGAUUCCCGUCCUGUGACAAGUUUCGAGUUGUUUUUCUGAACAAAGGAUGUUUCAAAGACCUCGAAAUUGCGGUCAUUGUCAGUUUUUAUUGCGAUGGUCAGUGGAGAAACGUGUUUUCCUGAUCAGUUUGCUAUUUUAUUGCUUUAAAUUGACUUUCUUGAUUCAACUCGCUCAAUUAGGAGUAUAGGGAAAUGACUACUUUCAUUGAAAAUUAGAAAAAAAACUUUUUUUUUCAAGGAUCUAAAGCUCAAAAAUUCGUUUUCUUUUCAGAACAUAUUGCAACGGACCAAAAAAACAUUCUCAUCGAUUUUAAAGCCCUUGAAACGAUUUAAAAUUCAAAAAUCCAAAGAAAAAUUUCCCAAUAGCCUUUCCAACAGUUCAAAAAACCAUUUUCUCUCUUGCCCCAAGUUCUCAAAACAUUUUCAAAACCCAUCAAACAGGACAGACCACCAACAAAACACUGGUUUCCCUGAUUUACAGCGGCCACCUCCAGCAAAAAAAAAAAUUGAGAGAAAAAGAUGCUGAAAGCGCAACGACCCAUCAUCCAUCAACCUCCGGGGAAAUGAAUGAAAAAAUUGGCUCCUCUGAGGCAGAAAAAGGGGAAAUGUAUUGGCUGGGGAUCGAAAAUUAUAAGCUUCUCCUUGUUUUAUUGGAAAGGAGGGAAAUUGAAGGUUUACACGAGGUUUUGGAAAACUGUGAAUGUCCUCAGUUAUGGGAAAGAAUUUUUUGAUGGUUUUGAAAGGUUUUAAGAGUCCUCGAUUCAAGAUUGAGUCGAAAAAUAAGCAUAUUUAUAACCAAAACACAGAAAAGCUCCAAAUUUUUGGCCCAAUUUGGCUGAAAUCGGCUAAUUUGAACACGCUUCGAGUUCAGAAAUCAAGAAAACCAUCAAAAAUUACCUAAAUAUACUAAUUGAGGAUUUGGGAAUUACUGGUUUUCCAAGAAAUUCGUUUCGUUUCGAGACCUAUCAGUCGGGAAAUUUUUCCGCCACCGAAGUGCUUUUUUACCCCAAAAAUCGGUCCAGUUCAUUUUGCUGUAAUUUUUUCAAAUUUCAUCCAUCUCUCCCCUCUACAAGCGGCUUUUUAAAAAUUAAACACGACCACUAUUACAUUAUUAACAUGCCCACAGAGCCGAUCCGAUCCAUCAAACUCUCUCUCUCCCAAUCAUUUAUAAUUAGCUGCUCGAAUGGACACACAGGAAAUUGAAGAGAAAAAGGAGACUGCGGGGGCAGAAAAGAAGAAAAAAAAAACACACACAGACAUAGAAUAAUAAUUGCUUUUGGACGGCGGCUGCAACUUUUUGCAACACAAGAAGGGACUUAGGCGCCUAAAAAUUCUCUGUGGGACUUUUGGAAGAAUUAUUGACCUAAGGAUUUCUGUUUUUUGGCCUUGAAAUGGUUGAAAAGUGUGGCUUUACAUGGAAGAGUUUUUCAAAAAACUAUCAAAACCUUCAUUUUUCCUGCGAAAAUGCCCUUUUCAUCUCGAUUUUUUGCAUGCUAGGCAUAAUUUCAGUAUUAAUACGGAAUAUUGAUAAGGAAUUGUUGAAAAAAAGUGUUUUAUCCAUAUGGUAUAGAAGUAGGGUCUUUAGGAAGACUAGAUCUGUCAUUUGUGAUUUUUUUUAAAAAAAGGAAAAAAAUUCCCUUUACUCCGUCGAAAAAUGGCCAAAAGGCUUGUAUUAUGAGAGCUAUUCAGUUAAUCUUAAAGAAAGAAGUAUUUAUAUAUAUUUUUUUUUUCAAUCCUCGUUCUGAAAACUAUGAAUAAUCGUUUUUUCAUAAAUAACUUGAAGAGUUGAGCUUUUCCACGCGUCUCUGUGGGCGAUCAAUGUUUUCCUAGACCUGGAUCCCUUUCCAAUAUCAAAGAACAGAAAAUGCAGGGCCGAACCUCAACAAAAAAUGGAAACAGUCUCCUUCUUUCCUUUUGGGAAGAACAUUUGAACCGUUGAGUGUUUCGUCCUCGACGUGCGUCGGCGAAAAAUCAAAAAAAAAGCGAAAUAAAGAAAUGUUUGAAAACACGAGCACGUGUAAUGGAAACAGCCUGCACGAUUUGAAUUUUGAAAAGGUUCCGAAAUAGCAUUUUUGGGAUGAUUGAUAUUGAAAGACCAUCAAAGAUUGUCGAUUUUUGAGAUGGAGAGCAAAAAAUGGCCCUUUUUGGUAGGAAAUCGUUCUGUUGGUGUUCAUCUAGACUGUUACAAGUUGCAUUUUGUUGCAAAGUUGCAAGUUUGAGAAUUCGAAAUUUUGGUUUUUCGAAAAUUCUUGAAAAUCUAAGUUUGAAACGCUCUUGAAAGCGUUGAAACUUGAAAAAGUCCAUUUUUUUUUGUUCCAAUGCUUUCGAGAACCAUUUUUUCCUUUAUCACUGUUUUUCCUGCCUAAAAGUGGGUCCACUGUGAUCGGAAAUCACUAGUUGAUGAUCAGAAUAAUGCGCCAAACUCCAAAAUGCAAUCGUAUGAUUUUUUGUGGUUAUAUUUUAAAAAAAAGUCUCUUGACAGUACAACAUUUUGCAUUUUCCACGAUAUUCCAAGUAAAAUAUCGGUUUCAAUCUUCCCAUUUUUUGUAGCUUUGACCGGUCAAAGUUUAUGUCUUCUUUCCCUUUCACUCUCUCUUCCAACUUUCCCCCCUUUCUCUGCGUCUCCUCAGCUUCAUCUAUUUCGCGUCGGCGGCGGAGCGUUUUGACGUGUUCUGCGGCCCCGACGAGAGAUAAAAUAUAUAUAUAUAUUACGGCGAGAGGGAUCGCUGGGUUCAUUAUUUUCACUUGGAGUGGUAUAGAAAUGGAAAGAGAGUGGACAAAUGUUAUCAAAAAAAGAGCUGUAUUUUAUGUAAAUCGGUUAGGAAAAUGAUAGUUCGGAGGUCAAAAAUUUAAAAAGUUCUUGACCCUUUUUCAAUUGGUGGAGAAAAAAUUAUUAGUUUUGAAAAUAGGUCUGAUAAUUGUGCAGUUUCUCCCUCUAAAAGUUCACAAUUUUUCUAAAGUUUGCUGAAAAAAUAAGCUUCCAAUGACCUAUUCUUAGAUGUGCAGGUUUGCCCACCAUUUCAAAUUUUCCCACUCAAAACUUGAAAAACUUCAACUUUCACUCGUCCAAUUUCAGUUUUUCUUUUCGCGCUUCAAGGCUAAAAUCUAAAUGGGAGGCUUUUCAAAGAGAGAUGGAGAGACAAAUAGAGAGAGGGGGAGAGAAGAGACACAGAGAGGGGAAGAGAAAGAGAGAAAAAAAAAGAGUUUUACAUUACGCUGGCCGCUCUGCUCUGCUGCACUACACACACACACGCGCACGCACACUCACGUAAACACUCACGUACGCUCAUAAAAUCCUCACAAACAUAGAGAGAAAAAGGGAGAAAGAGAGACACGUAUUCGUCAUUUGGAAAACAGACCAAGAGAGGGACCUUUUAUCGAGGGGUCGUCGGCCGUACAGAUCGGCCGGCGAUACUCCUAAACACAAAGAAUCGCCUCUCUCUCCCAGGGAUAACCAACAACUUUUUUGGUAGGAGAGAUUUGAGGGGUUGAGAUGGCAAAAUGGAUGAAGGGACUUGGAAAUGAAGCCAAAGAAAAUUUUUUUUAUUCAACUAAGUGCAAAGGAUUCAUGAGAAUGUCCCUAAGAACAACCUUGACUGUCAGGGGUAGCGAAAAACUAAAUUCUGACGGUUAUAAUUAAGAUUCGGGGUCUACAAAGGCAAAAAAAAAGAAUUUGCACAUAAAUAUGAACAAAUUCAGCAUCAUUCCUAUCAUUAAAGCCAUCAUUCAAUUGCUACCAUGUUUUGAAGCGUUUACCAGUUGAAAAAACAUAUUGAUAAGUUUCACGGGUUUUGAGAAGAUGAAAUUGACGAAUUUUUGAUGUUUUCUGGAUUUUAACAGAUGGAAUUUGGGCUUUUGCCUACCACUAGAUCGUCAUUCAACUGGUAGCUUUCAGUUUUACGCUUUUAUGGAAGUUUGAGGACUUUUAACUCGUGCUGAACAUUCUGAAACAGCCAAAAAAAUAACUGAUAUCCAAAAAUGUAGCUUCUGAGGCUUUCUUAAUCUUUAAAUUUGGCCAAUUGAUGUCCAUUACGCGAAAAUUUUCAACUUCUGGCUCAAAAAUCUGGCUUUUUAGACUGGUUUCCAGAAUUUUUCAACAUUGAAAAGUGACGAUCUUCAGAAUCUUGAAGGCGAAAUUGUGUUUGUAUGUAGUGUCAUGAAUUUCUUUGAAGCCCAGGAAAGUUUGGUUCUGGAAAAACAGUUGAUGGAUGUGUUUACAAAAAGUUCAGUUUUCAGCGUUUUUUGUGACUUUUUCCUGUGUUGAGGCCGACUUGUUAGAUUUUGUUAUGUUAGGUCUUCCAGUUUUUAGCGAUUUUCAAUCAUUUUCAAUUUUUUUUUUGAGCCUGAGCAUUUUAGCUCGCUUUAUUUAUAAAGACAGCCAAAAAGGGCUUCUUUAGGUUGACUCUAAUCUUUAUUCUGAUAAAAUUUGAUGUAUUUGAACCUUUUUUCAAGCGUAUUCAUGACCAAAAUUAGCAAGUCUGUACAUUCGAUCCAGUUCCAAGCUUUUCCAUUUGUUUUGAACUUUCUCCUUUUGCUGCCAAGAAGUAAUUGGAGACGUGGGAGGGAGCGCCUGCUGGUGGUGGCCCGAAAAUUUGCAUUCGCAAGAAGGGGGGCUAAUUAAACGGUGAAGCGGAACGGAGAAGGAAAAGCUUCGAAAAGAGCGGGCGCCAUUUCGUGUGAGUGGGAAAAAGGUCGUCAGUGUGUGUGGGAAACGAACUUUGGUAUUGCCUUUGUGUCUUUUCAUGUGUGUGUGUGUGUGGGUACACACACAAUGGGGACUCCUUCUUGUUAUUGGAAAGCUCUUGUUAUUUUCAGCCGUGACUGCGAGCUAAACAUGGCUUCUUUCAAUGGAUUUCGACAUGAAUAAGCAAGAGGGACAUUGGGGAAUGAAGGGGAAAUCUGAACUUUCCAUUUCCAUUGGAUAUCCCUGAAAAAAACUUGAGAAUCUUGUUGUCUUCCUGUUCUGGAUAUGCAAAAUUGCGUAAAAAUGAACAAUAAAAGGUAUUGAAAUGACACAAAACUGGUUGGAUGAUUGAAUAGAUCCUUGCAAGGGAUUUUGACAUUAGAAGCUUGGGAAAAUAUCGGAAAUCUGAAGUUCUUUAUGUUCUCGAAUAAAUUUGAAAGUUUUUGAUGAAUUGAUUGGGUCUAUGGCCGUGAAUGGCUUCUAAAGAGGAGUUCGGAGAUUUCAAUUAAAACAUUCCUCGAAAAAAUGUGACAGAUAUUGAGAUACCAUGGGACUGAACUUUUGAAUUUUCAUGGAUUUAUUGAGAUAUUUUUGAAUUUUUGAAGAGGCUCAAAACAGUUACAAACAUACUGCGCCAAAAAAGAAACUGGUCAAACGAUAAUUUUCCACUUUUUCCUGUUCAAUUUCGUAACAGAAGCUCGUUUUAAAACACAAAUCUUCAAGGUCAAGGUUCUGAACAAUUUCCAAAGGACAAUUUUCGAUCUCAGAUUUAUAUCAGAAAGAAAAAGUGUGUAGUUUUGUAAGAGCUUUCACAUUCAACGUAAUUUGUAUUCACAGAGCGGAAAUUGUUUCUUUUUUGGAAGUGUACUUUGUACUGGGAAUCUGAACUCCUUCAACAAGUGUAUAAUUAGACAUGUUAUGUCAGUAUAGCGAUUUUUGAUACAGAAAUAUUGAAAUGCUGGGCGUUGCCUUGGUGAUAAGACAGAUUUUUGAUGUUACACGUGAUAAAUAUUAAAAAAUUCUUUUGUUGGCAAUCGGGCAAAUACUGUAUUGAAAAGGUUUUCAAGUAGAAGACUUUCCCGUUUGAAAUGGUUCUUGGGGUACUUUUUAUAAACAUUUUAAAGAGCGAAAAUCUUAAUUUUCUUAAGAAAUUCAAUCAUGUUGAUCACAAAUCACAAUGACACAUGUAUAAAAAGACAUGUGACGCCCUUUUUUGGUGUUUAUUUUGGCUCCGAUCCACCAGAAUAUACACACAUUUCAUCGAUAACAGUUCUUAUCAGUUGAAAAUUGAUUUUUGAAGACUGGAAACGAGUGAGAAAUUCAGUUUUUAACUGCCAAUUUAGUCUUGCUGUUAAUUGUGUUUUUAUUCAAAGAUCAAGACUUUGCUGUAAAAAGAAAACUUUCACUUCAUCACUAAUUAUAACCUAGUCAUACUUCAAAUCACCAUCCUCGCCCCUGAGAACACUUGAUUGACCCGAGGAGAAUAAUUAUAAGGUUCCCGGAAGAAAAUAGCUGUUUUUGUUAUUGAAAUGAAGAUGAUGUUCUAAUGGGCUACAAGGUCAGCUGUUCAGUCUUUAGGGAAAAUUGGCCGUUUCAAGGUUUUACCAGGUUCGAAAAGAGGUUUUGGAUGAAAGUGCAGACUUGAUCUGAUGAGUUUAAAAUACUAGAAAUUAUGAAUUUUAUACACUGGAUCAAGUUAUUGAAACAUCGUCUUUUCUUUUUCCAAACAGAAAGUGUCAAAUGAAGCCAAUGAUAGCAAUGUGGACAGGGGCCUUGACCUUGUAAAGAUAAAAAAACACAGCGAUAAAAAUUGAUGAUAAUACGUCUGGACAAGGGUUUGUAGUUCAAUUCUAGUCCCUUUGAAAAAUAAAAAGAAAGGAAAACAUUUUGAUAUGAAUGAAACUUUUGGGGAAAAAAAAAGUCAAGAGGGAAAAUCUUGUAAACGUUGUAAAAAAAAUGAUAAAAAUGAUGAAAUUUGUAUCAGCCUGUUGGCUCCUUCCUGGGAUCAAACUCGUAUUUGAAAUCGAAGCAGAAUUCGAAAUUUUGAAGAAACGAUGGUAUCGCUGUUUUACUGAACUUUCCUCGACAGAAGUCAUCUAUAAAUUCGGUUUAACUGGGAGCCUUACGUUUCAAAAUCCGAACUGCAAUUGAGAGCAUCAACAUGUUACACAUGUAAAUCAGUGGAUCAGUGCUCAGAAACGAGUGAACUGUUGUUCCCACGAACCUUUGCUUUCAUCCUAUAAAUUUGAUUCAAGAGAAACUUUCUUCUCACGCUUCUAGAAGGAUUCCUCCUCUGAGAGCUUGUUGAACAUGAAAUAGGUUAAAAGCAUGAUUAACUGGGGAAAUUUCCCAUCCAAUUAAGCUUGCGCAGAAACCUGACAGCAAAAAAAAAAAAUCAAAUAGCGUUGAACAUUGAGAAAGAUUGCACGGAGAGCACUUUCUACUGCAGGAGAACAUCAUCUUGACAAAAAUCCUUUGAAAUUCUUCCGGCCAAAAUUCUCAAAUACUCGGUGGAAGUACUGGAUUUCUUGACCUUCAGCUCAAAAAAUGUUAGCGACAAACAUUCGAGCCUAUAAAAUCAGUUUGAGGGCAUGUUUUGUCUUACAUUUUUGGAUAGUAGUCCUUCCCGACCUUCAAGUCAAAAAUGUCGAUUAAAAGAAUUUUUCAAUCGUCAUUGAAUUGAUAGAAACGUCUGCAGCGUUCGGUGACAUUUUUUUGAAUAUAUUGGCUGCGGAUCUUUCAUAAAGCUGAAGCUAAAAAAGCUUUGGAAUGAUAGAACCCACUUUUUUCUACUGUGCCUGGAUAGUGGGUCACAAGUGUCACCUUACUGUUUUGGUAGAAUGCCUUGAGAAUUCAACAUAUAACACUUGGUAGUUGUUUGAUAGCAAAAUGAAAUUCCCUGAGAUUUUGAACCGCAUUUCAUCGUAACACUGGGGAGAACAUCUUCUUUCCAAACUUCCGACCCUACAAGAGCAGUUGAAAUUCGAUUUUUGCCUCACUUUCUGGCAUCCGAGUAAGCAUAAUCUCGCUUCAAAAUCCCACAACUCCAAUUAUUCUGUGAAUCUUCAUAAUUUCCUUCCACUCAACUUGGAGCCAAGUAUCUAUGUCUCCAGUUCUGAAAGGACUUCUAAAAAUUCCUUUUUUUUUUACUUUUUUGAAUACGCUUUAAUCCCUUCUUUCUUUUCAUCCCCUCAACCACGACUGAUUGACUGCUCCCAUUAAAAAUUAAACUAUAGAAAUCUGAAGAAUAUUGGACGAUUUUGAGGUAUACCCGGGAUCCGGCGGCGCUUGUACGGCUGGUUGUCUUCUGCCGGAUGGGAAGAGGCUCCUCGCCGGCUAUUCGGAUGGCAGCUUGAGUGAGUAAAUGAGGAAGUCUUGGUACAGAUCUUGUUGUCAAAUCAGCACGUUCACGGUUUUUGAAUUAUUUUUUUGGAAGAAAUGAGGUCAAGUUUAAUUUUAUGAAAAGCAUUGUUUCACGUCAUUUUUUUUGUAAGAAUGUCGACAGCUCAGGCUUUUCAAGUUUCUGUAGAUCUUCAACAAGAAUUGAAUGUAUAGAGUCUGGAAAAGAGACGUAUAUACCUUGAAACCUAGAAAAAGUCUAUUAUAAAGGAAAGCGAAGAACUAAACUCUCAGUUUUUGAAAUUUUUGUCGACCUUGGUAGGAGUUGAACUUACAAUCUUUCAAUCGUAUAUUUGAAGCUUCUCGGCUUUCCAAAGCUUAGGCUUACCUGAAACCAAUAAUUAUCAACUUUCCUGGAACCAAUGAUUAUCAAAUUUGAAAAAUCAUAUCUCUAAAAGAAAGAGUUUGAGAAGGUAGCGACUGUGAGGAGUUCUAGUCUAGACAUCCAGAAGGUUAUUUUCUUUUAGAAAAUUUAUGACUAAAAUAAUUAUUUUUUUCGUGAGGAGAGUCGAACCUGCGACCAUACGAGCCUCAGAAAAUCUCAAGACCCUGUCUCGAAAUGUCUCUAAAUGUUCGAAAUGAGGACUGGUCUCGAUGUGGAAUUCUUCCAUCCUUAUCGUCUCGAGGUCCCGAGACGUGUCUCACAAGUUUCUCGUCUCGAUUUUUCGAGAUGAUCUUUUGAAAAUUUAUUGAAUAGUCUCAAAAAAUUUGGGAAAUUCGCCUCGUCUCAAUCUUAAAGAAAGCACUUCUCAAACAACCCUGCAACGGAGCCACUUUUCACUUAUUUUUCGAACAAGUCCUCUUUUUAGCUGUGACCGUUUUUCUUCUGUUUCCGUACUUGUGACGCUGUUCUUUCGGAACAACAAAAACAAGAGGAAAACUGAGGAGGAAGCUUUUAGUGGCGGCUCCUCUUAUCCUCCUCUUUUUGAAUUGGCUAUUUUCGCCGUCGCCCUUUUCGAAGCCUUUGAGUGUUUAAUCCGCUUAUGCGUUUUUGCUACAACUGUUGGGGAUUUGCAAGAGUUUUUUUUUGAGAUUUCACAUCAUAGUUUUGGAAGUGAUAAAUAUAUCAGUUUUUAUAUUGCAAAUAAAUGAGGGAUUUUUAUUUUUCUGAACGUUAUGAGCUCUUCUUAAUCUUAAAAAUAAUUUUAAAAGUUCAAUUAAAAAAAUUCGCAGAUUUUGGAUUUUUUUUUUGCGCCUAAAUAGGUCUUUUCCAUUCGUCAUUUGAAGGCGCAAAUUCGAGUUUUUUUAAAUUCUAAUAUCUCCAAUUUUCUUUCUUAAAACUUCUCUGUUCUCUGGUUAGUGUUAAUAUCUUUUUCUGACACACCAGAUUCUUGAAAAAACGGCCUUUUUAAAAUCGCUGAAGCAUUGCUUAUCUCACAGCUGUACGAAAAACAGAAAACACCCCCCGAUGACAUUUCAAAAUGUCGUUUUUACAUAUUUUUAAUAUUCUAUUUUUUUUAUUCUGCUCGAAUGGUCCGUUUUGUUGUGCGUGGGGAGAUUUGAAUACGAAUCGUGGGAACUUUUUGAUGCCUCGGCGAGUGUUUUGAAUGGAAAGGACGUCGCGUGAAGAACAUGGGAACAGAAUAUUAGCCUUUCUUUGGCGAAAAAAGACUAAAAAGAAAACGAUAAAUAGGUCCCAAAUCAUAUAGAAAGAUAGAAAAAGAGCUUAGGGUCAAAAAUAGAAUUUUUUUUUUGAGAUUUCAUGCAAAAGGCUUCUUGCAGUUCAUAAGUGCUUAGUGGGUUCUAUAGGGUUUGAAUAAAUGGAGCACUGAAAAAUUUUCUUAAAACGUGGGUAUUAAGAAUGUUCAUCUCCUCGAAAAAGAUAAGAAAAGCUCGGAUUUAUAUCAGGGAAAUCUACGAGAACCCUAAAAAAUGGGAAAUCCAUUUGGAAACCUCGGACUUUGUUUCUGUACUUGGUGAUGAAAACCAGAUCUUUUGAGAGGAAAAAGCGGUCAAAAAUAUUGGAAUUGAAGCCGUUAUCAAAUGAUUAUCAUCGUAGAAGUAAAAAAAAAAAAUCAAUUUUUACUAAGAAAAAUAUCUAACAUGAACUACAAUGGAAUGUUAAAUUACUAGUUAAUUGGCGCUUUUUUUGGAUUAUACUGAAAAUAAUUUUCAAAAAAACUUCCCAUGAAAAACUGGAAUUGUUGAUUUGACAACAAGGACUUCGAAAUUAAGUUUUCAACCAAGUUAUUCUGAUUUUUCUAGAGCUAUGGAACCUUCGCGAGGAAACGAGUACGAGCAAAAAUUUCUACUCGCCAAUUACAACGAUUGAUCAUCACGUUUCGCAGCCGAUCGCCGUUAUUGGAACACAGAGCGGUAAUAAUUUGAUAUUUCUAUAAAUAUAAGUAGGCUUACCCACUUGGCGAACACCCUGAAAUAGCUUUUUUCGGCUUUAGAACAUCCCUAAUUGAGUUGGUAAGAGGACCGCCUUGAUUACGAACGUAAAAAUUGAAAUAAUGAAUUUUUUUUUGUACCUCCAUAGUUCUUACUUUUGACCCAUUAACACUAGGAUAUGUAUUUGAUAAUUUAUUUCUAUCGCAGAAGGUUCAAAAAAGCUGGCUGAAGAAGUUUGGUAACUCUAAAAGAGCUUUUGGAUUUAUGAAGAUAGGGCAGCUAUGAAAAUUGUCGUAGCGCAAGUAUAUGACCGCAAAUAUCUCUCCUAAUCAUUCUUUUUUUUUCAAUUUGCAACAGUUACAGCCUUUGUUCUUGAAUUCUCGUUCUAGGUACAGUACCGCUCAAAAGUCUAUUAAGUUUUGGUUUUUUUGGGGAUAUCUCAGCGAGUACUUAUCCGAUUUAUAUAUAACUUUCAGGGAUAAUGUAAAAAUAUACUUUGAAACAUAUACGGUAUACAAAGACAUGUCCGCAAUGACUGUGACGCGUUUUAGGCAUUUUUUUAUUGAAUUCCAUUUUUUUGUUUUUUUAUGCUUUUUAUUUUUUUAUUUAUUUUUUUAUUAAAUUUUUUUCAAAAAGUAAUAAUGUUGCCAUAUGUUUUUCGUGUUUUCAGACAUGAGAAGAACCUCUGAAAAAAAGGAUCUGACUGAUAACGACAAAAGAGCCAUCGUUGUGGGUCGUCAAAAUGGACUGACCAUGAUGACGUUGGCAGGAAUGUUCGGCGUGACAGAGGCGGGCCAUUUCUCAGUUCCUAAAGCGUCAGAAAGCUCAAGAUGGCUCUACUAACAGCCAACGCACUGGAAGACCACGUGUCACUGAUCGUAAUGACGAUAGGAACAUUUUGAAGACGUCUAGAACCAAUCCAAGACUCACCGCCCCUGCGAUCAGACGGGAAGUUUUCUUGAAUUCGCCAUCUUCGCCAUCCGUCUCGACCGUGAAACGACGUCUGAAUGCUGCUGGAAUCAUGGGAAGACGUCCAGUGAAGAAACCGCUGAUUUCUGAAAAGAAUCGAGCCGCCAGGGUGAAGUGGGCAAAGGAGCAUCUCAACUGGACCCGUCAAGACUGGAACAAGAUUCUGUGGUCCGACGAAAGCAAGUUCCUCCUCUUCGGGAGUGACGGAAUUCAGUGGGUUCGUAGACCAAUUGGGUCCAGAUAUCAUCCGAAAUACCAAUUACCCACCGUGAAACAUGGUGGAGGUUCUUGCAUGGUGUGGGGCGCCUUCUCUGGAAGUGGCAUCGGACCGCUUCAUCGCGUGAACGGCAUCAUGGACAAGCACGUCUACAAAGACAUUCUCCAGAACCAGAUGUUGCCGCACUUGAGAGCCAUGGGCCGUGGGAGUGUUUAUCAACAGGAUAACGAUCCCAAGCACACUUCACUGUUCGUCAAGGUGAGAAAAAUUGACAAGUAAUUCGUAUGGUUUUGAAACUCAGGACUGGUUCAAGAGCCCUCGGGUCAAUGUCAUGGGGUGGCCAAGUCAAUCUCCGGACCUGAACCCGAUCGAACAUCUCUGGGAAGAGUUGGAGCGACGUUGUGCCAACAAAAGAGCCAAGAAUUGCAACGAGAAGUUUGCUCAACUGCUGUCUGAAUGGAAUCAGAUCCCCAUGUCUACCAUCGACACUUUGCUCAAUUCUAUGCAGAGAAGAUGCCAGGCAGUGAUUGACGCCAGGGGCUUCGCAACCAAGUACUAG